Molecule: messenger RNA, 878 nt
Organism: Schistocerca nitens (vagrant locust)
Lineage: Eukaryota; Metazoa; Arthropoda; Insecta; Orthoptera; Acrididae
Exons: 3
Coding region: 15-461 (148 amino acids)
Source: RefSeq, a predicted model, not a curated record
GCUUGUACCGACAUAUGAGGGUGAAGCAUCGCAAGAAUAUUUAUGUACAUCCUAGGAAAGAAAUAUGCAAUAUUUGCGACAAGUUGGUAACAGACGUAAACAAACACUUGAAGAGACUCAAUUUCGCGUCUGGAAAGAUGGCAUGUACCGAGUGCAAUACAUUUAGAUGCCCUCGGAGGCAAGAACUGAUACACCAUUUGGAGUGUGUUCACCAACAGAGAAUGGAGUGCAAAGAAAUGACAUUUAAUUCUGUGGAAGAGUUCUUUCUGUGGAAGGAACAGAUGGAAGCUGAAGAGAAGGUUUCCUUCAUAAGACCAAGGGGAAAACAGAAAUGUGAUUAUUUUGUUUGCCACCGUUCUGGAUAUGCUGACAAAACAGCUUCAGGCAGAAGGUUAAGGGAACCUUCAAUCAAAAUUGGUGACACCUGCCCUGCCUGUUUGGUAGUCGAAAAUGUCAUCUAACAUGGUUAAUGUCAAGUUCUACAGGACACAGUCUCUCUGUGGGUAGCCUACAUCUGACCACAGCUGACAGGGCAAUGGUUGCUGAAUUAAUUGCACAAGGUGUUCCUGAUACUACAAUUUUGAAGAAAGUGAGAGAGAGCAUUCAACUUGGACUCUUCAGAAGAGUUCAUCUUUUAAGCAAACAAGAUAUUAGAAAUAUUAGGAAAGAAUACAAGCUGGACGAUAGUAGUGCACACCAAGAUGAUGCAACCAAUGUUGAUCUUUGGGUGAGACAACAAGAGUGCCUAGGGAAAGAUUCCCCGGUGAUUUAUUACAAAGCCCAAGGCACUGAGGAUAAUGGAAACAAAUUAUCAGAAAGUGACUUUAUGAUAGCCCUUAUGACUGAGUAUCAGCAGAAAAUGGCAAAAAAAGUUUUGA